Molecule: messenger RNA, 8671 nt
Organism: Patella vulgata (common limpet)
Lineage: Eukaryota; Metazoa; Mollusca; Gastropoda; Patellidae
Product: hepatocyte growth factor receptor
Exons: 18
Coding region: 78-2996 (972 amino acids)
Biological process (GO): positive regulation of kinase activity; cell surface receptor protein tyrosine kinase signaling pathway; protein phosphorylation
Cellular component (GO): signaling receptor complex
Molecular function (GO): ATP binding; protein binding; transmembrane receptor protein tyrosine kinase activity
Source: RefSeq, a predicted model, not a curated record
UACAGAAAAUUCAAGAUGGGACUACAGAUAGUAUUUGUAGUAUUAAAAAGAGACGUGGAAUUCAAUCAGAAAAAGAGAUGGAAGCUAAUGGAUUUUUUGACACAGAUAAGAUAAUCCAAGCAGUAGCUUCUAUACAACAACAUGAACAAACAAUUGUUCUAUUAGGAACAGUGGAUGGAUUUUUGUUGAAGGUACAUAAAUCUAAAGGACGAGAAUAUAUGAGUUUAUAUCUAGGUAAUACUACAUCCCAACAAUCUACAGCUAUAGAAUCUACUAUGUAUGUUGAUAAAGAUAAAGAAAGAUUAUAUCUACUUACUGGUAAUAAGGUUAUAAAGUUUUCCUUAGAUUCAUGUGGAGUACAUAGUGAUUGUGAUUCAUGUUUAUCAAGUUCAGAUCCUCUGGGAUGUGGCUGGUGUAGGGGAAAGUGUACAACAUACAAUGAAUGUGAUAAUGAUUUUAAUCGUAAUCAAUGUCCACCUUCUCUUCAUUCUAUUAAUCCUCUAAAUGGUCCAACUCAAGGUGGAACUUUAUUGACUUUGACUGGUCAAAAUUUUGGAAGCGCAAUAUUAAAAGAUAAAGCCAGUCUGACUGUUGAAAUUUCUAAAAUAAAAUGUGACAUUAAAAAUGGGAAUUCAACAUGGUUAAUAUGUCGAACUGGUCCUGCUCCUGUACAACAGAGACCAGUACAGAUAACAGUUACAGGUAGUACCACGUUUGGUAGAAGCUACCAUGUAGAAGGCACUGAUUACUCUGAACAAUAUUUCUCUUAUCAGGAACCAAAAAUAGAGUCUUUUCAACCAAAACGAGGGCCUGUAGCAGGAGGGACUAACAUAAGGAUCAAGGGAGAUAAUUUGAACAUAGGAGGAUUGCCAAAUGUGUCUGUUGCUUAUAAUUUUAAUUGUAUCAUUUUCAAUUUAACUAGUACACAGAUUGACUGUACAACUGUUCCUUGGUCAGAAACAUCUGGUUUCAUAUCAUCAAGAAGAAAAAGAUUUAUAAAUAGAGCUAAAGGAAAUGGUCCACUCAUUGUUAAAAUUGAUGAUGCUACCUUAAGUAUUGAUGAAAAUGAAGAAACUAACUUUUUCUACUUAGAAAACCCGACAAUUGAUCAUAUUUUACCACGUCAAUCUUUUGUUAGUGGUGGUAUACCAAUAACUGUGAGAGGAUCUAACUUGGAUUCAGUAGCUAGACCGUAUAUAGGAGGUUCGUUAGAUGGGAAAGACUUAACACAACAAGAGCUUUGUAAUGUUACGGAAGGAGGAGAAGCUAUGAUUUGUCCAGCUCUUGAUUUUAGUUCUGUCAUCACCAAUGCAGAGAAAACAGAUCCAGAGGAAGUCAAUUUGUGGUUUAUUAUGGAUGGUGUGGAAAAUUUACGCAACUUUCAUCAAACACAGGGGAAAUUAAGUAGUUUUACAUAUUAUCCUGAUCCAGUGUUUGAUAAAUUUCGUGGAGACGGGAAUGUUUUAGAGUUUGAUGUUUCACAAUCAAAUCUUGUCAUUGAAGGUGAUAAUAUAGGAUUAGGUUUUACACAGACAGAUAUAAAAGUUAUUGUAGGAGAUGAUAUAUGUAAAGUAAAAGAUUUAGAAGAAACUAAUAUUAAAUGUAUUCCGAGUAAUAAACCAACAUCUAUAAGUGAAAAUGAACCCAAGAGAAAAGUAGAGGUUCAUGUUGGUAAUCUUCAUUAUGAAAUAGGAUUUGUCAUAUAUACAGCAGGAGCAUCAGCUGCAACAUACCAACUUGUUAUACUGGGUGUAAUAAUAGCUUUAAUCUGUAUAGCCGUUUUCGUUAUAUUAUGUAUAAUGAAGAAAAAACGUAUUGGUUUCUUUAAACCCCCACGUGAUGAUCGUAGUAUCAGAUAUACACAAGGUGAUCAUAUUGGUAUUGAUAGUUUAACACAACCUGGUGAACAUACUUUUAACCUAGAAAACAGACAAAACAAUUAUACAGAAAGAGAUGCUAUUGCUGCAGCUGCACCUUCAACCCUUAUAGAUGAUGAUCUGUUAGCUUUAAUAACAAAUGAAAAUCUGCUUAUAGACAGUGAACAUUUAACUAAAACUGAAAUAUUGGGCAAAGGUAAUUUUGGCUGUGUAUAUAAAGGGUUUCUUACAUUGCCUGAACAAAAAGGAGAUAUAUUGGUUGCUGUUAAAACUUUACAUCAGAGUAAUCCUCGUGAAAUAGAGCUAAAUGCUUUUCUUCAAGAGGCUCUAUUAAUGAAAGAUUUUCAUCAUGAGAAUGUUCUAGAAUUAAUUGGGAUAUGUCUUGGAUUAGAUGCCAUGCCUCUUGUUGUUCUACCGUUUAUGGAACACGGUGAUUUACUCAGCUACAUCAGAGAUGAAAAUAAUAACCCCACAAUUAAAGAUCUAAUACUGUUCGGUAUAGAUAUAGCUAAGGGAAUGGAAUAUUUAGCUGGCCUUAAGUUUGUUCAUAGAGAUUUAGCUGCCAGAAACUGCAUGUUGGAUCAAGAUUUCCGAGCAAAGGUGGCUGAUUUUGGCUUAGCGAGAGAUAUCUAUGAAAAAGAUUAUUACAGUUCAGACAAUAAAAAAACGAAAUUACCAGUAAAAUGGAUGGCAAUGGAAAGUUUGGAAAAAGGAACGUACAGUGCUAAAUCAGAUGUGUGGUCGUUUGGUGUAGUUUUAUGGGAGUUGAUGACAAGGGGAGUUAAUCCGUAUCCCGAGGUAGAUAACUGGGAUGUUAUACGUUAUUUAAAGGCUGGAAGAAGAAUGGCUCAACCCCAAUACUGUCCUGAUCCUUUGUUUGAGAUCAUGAGACAAUGUUGGAAUGCAAAUCCACAAGAUCGACCUGCUUUUAGUGAUCUUGUGAAUGAAAUUAGUAAUAUGAUACAAAAACUAGAACACAAAACAGGUCCACAGAAACGAAAUAUUGAAAGUACUUAUGUUAAUGUUGAUACAAGUGCUGAAUGUCAUUAUGAUGAAACAGAUAAAUUAAUGUCUGGGGCUACAGGGGGAGCCAUUGGUGGAUCAUCAUCAGAAGUCUAACAACCACAAUUUAUUUUAUAAAGUAUUAUAAUUUUUACAUGUUACUUUAGUAUUGUCUUAGAAAUGUUAAAUUUAAUGUUAUUAAUAGUGUACCAGUAGUAUACAAUCUAGACUCUUUAAGAAAUUGAUUUUUAAUGUGUAACUUUCAUUAUGUUUGCAAUAAAUCAUCAGGAAUUAUAUACGCAUUUCAUUAGAAAUAGACACAUUAUUCUGGUAUGAAUCCAAGACCUCUUCCCCAAAACAGGAUAUACCCCAUGACUGAUUUUUAGGGGAAAAAAAUCUGGCAGUUUAUUAUUACUAUGUUUGUUUGAGAGAGAGAUAAAGAUGGCAGUGUCAGACCAAUAUAAACUUAAAAUAUUUCCCAAUUUUUCCAUGAAAAAAUCAAAUUUGUGUCUUACAAGCAAAUCAUAGGUAUCUAUGGAAUUUAAAGGUGAUUCUAUUUCCGAGAUAUCUGUACUGUAUAGAAUUAUAAAUUAUUCACUUCCACUCCUUAUCUCAGCCAUGAAUGUUUAGCCUAAUAAAUGUGGAUCAUAGGUUGGUUGAAAGUGCUUUUUGUACAUUUUUAUACACCCACAUUUUCAUGUGGACGUAUUAUGCCGUCGCCCCUGUUUGUCCAUCCGUCAAUAAUUUGUUUGUGAACACUCAACAGGUCACAAUUUUUAUCUGAUUACGACGAAACUUAAAAUAUAGGUCUGUCUCUCAAAGAUCUCGGUUCCUUUCGAUAUUGGCAUAUAUCGGACGAUAGCUUCAUGGAUUAUGGCCCCUGAUUGUAAGAAAAAUCACAUUUUUAGCUUCUGAACACUCUAGAGGUCACAAUUUUCAUCUGAUUUUGAUGAAACUUAAAAUGCAUGUUUAUAACCCAAUGAUCUUGGUUCCUUUCAAUAUUUGCACAUAUCGGAUCAUAACUUCCUGAAUUAUGGCCCUUGAUUAUACGAAAAAUCGUGUUUUUAGUUUGUGGUCCCUCUUGAGGUCACAAUUUUUAUCCGAUUGAAAAAAACAUUUGAAUAUUUCACCGUUACACCCUAAUGAUGGCUAAGUUAGAAUUUCGUGAAAAUCGGACCAAAACUGCCGGACAAAAUGGCCACCCCUCUUACGCAAAUAGUGUAAAUAUAUCAAGGUUGUCGACCCUCUAGAAGUCACAAUGUUGAUCCGAUUUUGAUGAAACUUGAAAUAUAUCUUUAUAACCCAAAGAUCUUGGUUCUUGUAUGUAUGCGUGCAUAUCGUACCAUAACUUCCUGAAUUAUGGCCCUUGAUUUUACGAAAAAAUCACUUUUUGUUUAGCUUGUUCUCUAUCCAUCUCUUGCAAAAUGUGGACUUAUCCUGUCUGGCAGCCGCUGGUUUUUUAUAGAAAUAUUUUUAUAUUUAUUUAUCUUGAGAAAUAUGACAUUCUGCAUUACAUGUGAAGGUUUUUGUACUUUAUGUGUGUGUCGCCUACAGACCGCAAUUCUUAACUGAUUGUCUUGAAACUUUACAUACUUACUCCUUAUACCCUAAGGAUGUUCCCUAUUUUUUUUGGUGCAUGCCCAUUGCCCAACCCCCAUGGGCAGAGCCACACCCUUUUUUUUGUAUUUCUUUGUUUGUCGUCUACAGGUCGCAUUUCUUAUCGAAUCCACUUCAAACUUUGCAUAUUUAUUCCUUAUACCCUAAGGAUCAUCACUAUUGUUUUUGGUACAUGCGGAUGGCUGAAUGGUUAGCGUGCGCGCGCUGUAUCAUAAAGUCUGUCAUUGAGUCGACUGGCGUGGUUUCGAAUCAACGGUGUACGUGACAAGGAGUAGGGUCGCCUGUCCAACCUUGUGGGUUUUCUCUGGGUCCUUCGGUUUCCUCCUACUGCUAAAGACCCCUAUGUGCAAGCGAAUAAUUGAAAUAAAAUCAAAAAACCAUAUGUUAGUCCCGAAAUGACCUAGUUUGAGUCGAGUGGACGUUAAACCCCAUUUCUCUCUCUCUCUCCAACCCCCAGGGGCAGAGCCACGCCCAUUUUCUUUUUGGGUGUCUGUAUGUUGCCUACAGGGCGCAAUGCUUGACUUAUCGUCUUGAAACUUUACAUACUUAUUCCAUAUACCUUAAGGAUGAUCCCUACUGAUUUUGGUGCAUGCCCGACCCCCAGUGGCAGAGCCACGCCAAUAUUUUGUAUUUUUUGGGCAUCGACAGGCUGCAUUUCUUAACCACUCAUCUUGAAAUUUUGCAUACUUAUUCUUUGUACCCUAAGGAACAGCCCUAUCGUUUUGGGUGCACGCCCAACUCCCAGGGGCAGAGCCACGCCCAUUUUCUUUUUGUGUGUCUGUGUAUCGCCUACAGGCCACAAUUAUUAAUCAAUCGUCUUGAAAAAAAUUGCGUAUGAAUUCCUUAUACCCUAAGGAUGACCCCCUAUUGUUUUUGGUGCAUGCCCGUCCCCCAGUGGCAGAGCCACACCCAUUUCUUGUAUUUAUUUGUUUGUCAUCUACAGACCAAAUUUCUUAACAUAUUACCUUGAAACUUUGCAUACUUAUUCCUUCUAUCCUAAGGAACAUCCCUAUAUUUUUUGGUGAAUGCCCAAUCCCCAGGGGCAGAGGCACGCACAUUUUCUUUUUGUGUGUCAUUGUGUCACUUACAGCAUGCAAUGCUUAAUCAGUCAUCUUGAAAACUGUUUUAUACUUAUUCCUUAUACCCUAAGGCUGACCUCUAUUAUUUUUGGUGCUUGCCCGACCCCCAGGGACAGAGCCACGCCCAUGUUUGUGUGUCUUGUGUUUCGCCUACAGGCCACAAUUCUUAACAGAUCCUUUUGAAACUUUGCAUACCUAUUUCUUAUACCCUAAGCAUGACAACUGCAUGUCCCAACCACCAUGCCCAUAUUUUUGUGUUUAUCGUUUACAGGCCGCAAUUCUGAAUGGAUCAACUUGGUACUUGGCAUAUGUAUUCCUUAUAACCUAAGGACGUCAAUUAUGGAUUUUGGUGAAUGCCCUGACCCCCAGGGGCGAAGGCCACAAUACUGAAUGGAUUAUCUUGGAACUUGGUAUACUUAUUCCUUAUACCCUAAGGACGGCAACUAUUGAUGUUGUCAUUUCAAUAACAGGGUGGUGCCUAUUUAUAUUGUUCCAUAUUCAACCCCCAGGGGCAGAGCCACAUCCGAUUUUUGUACUUAUCAUCUACAGGCUGCAAUUCUGAAUGGAACGUCUUGGAACUUUGCAUAUUUAUCCCUUAUACCGUAAAGACAGCAACUAUUUAUUUUGGUACAUGCCCCGACUUCCUGGAGCAGUAUAAUACCCACUUUUUUUUGUCUGUAAAUUUGGAAAAACAAACCCAACGCCUAGCCUUCUUUGCCUCUUGUCAUAUUACGGCCAUUUCAUAUUUCAUUCUCUUCAUUUUAAAAAGUACCAUAUCAAUCAAAGCUGGAAUGUGGACGUAUAUUGCAGCGUUAGCGAUGCUCUUGGAAUUAUUCUUAACCACAUUGGUUGAUUCGCAGUUUUGAAUGGGAAAACUUGGAGAUGACAUUUUGAAGUAACCCUCAGACCCAGUCCCAAAAAAUUAGUGCUCAGUAUUUUAAAUAUUAUGCGUCGAUAUCUAAAAUUGUUUCAGGGCAUGGGGCUUGCUCCAUUAUGACAUCAUUCUUUCACUCUGCUGCAGUCUUAUACUAUCACAAAACAGGCAGAAUUGACAGGCAGAUGUCUAGAUUCUGUCCAAUUUCUGAUCCUUGCGUUCAUAAGAAUUUGCUCUCAGCUAUGACCUCAAAUGCCAGGUAAUUGACUUAAAUUUUCACAAUUUUAUUGGGGAGAUCCCCCAAAACCCCCCUUGUGUUACUUGCCCCUAUGGCACUCACAGGAUGCCUUUGGUAUGUUUAGCAGAGAGAAAUAGUAAGCUAGCAUAAAUGUUUAAUCUAUAGAAUUUUAACAUUUGAGAUCUAAUCAUGGUUCAAAAAGCUGAAAUAAAUGCCAAGAUGACCCAUAAACAAAGUCCCUUUUCUUCCUGAACAAUUUCAAAUUUGACCAAAUAUAAUGAUUUUAAAAACAUGACAAGGAAAUGAUAUAAAUAUAUUUUGCUAAUUUAAUUUGCUUUUGUAUGUUAUUAUUUAAUUAAUAUUACGAUACGAUAUUAUAUUAUAUUAUAUUGUCUAUUAUAUUCUCUUAUACAUAUAAGUUUAAGUCAACUAGCUUUAGCUUUAAUUUUAAUCAUUUAAUAAACCCACAUAUAUUAUAUUAAUUCUAGUUUUUAUUGGAUUUCGCAAAUAGAACCAUAUCACCAGAUUUAAAUAUUCAGUUCUGUAAGUCUCAACACGCCAGAUUGUUCACAUAUUUCUUAAAGUUAAAAAUAUGUGAUUAUAUUUUAAUACCAUGAUAUCUUUCAGUUGAGAUGUUUCAUCAUACACUCUCUUAUUAUAAAGAGUUGUAACAAGUUAGUAUAGGUGAAUAGAUUUGAGUUGAAAAACUACAUGUUUUGUGUAUGUAAAAUCUAAGAAUAAAGUCCCAAUUUAUCCUCCAUACUUUCAUAUAGGUGUAUACGAAUUUUCCUACUUCUGUUCCUCAUUUAUAUUCACUGUUUUGGUAAAAUAUGAUAGUAAUUCAUUUUAAUUCAUUUAAUACUCAGCAAAUCUUUUGAUGGUCUCCAGAAUAUCCUGUGUAUUCAUAAUUACAUGUAGUUUACAUGUUAUAGUGUACAUUUAUAUCAUGAUGUCGAUAAAAAUUAUUUGAAAUAUUAACAUUUCUGAAUAUGAAAUGGUGCUAAUCAUAAUGGCUUUUACAAAUUAUUGAAUUAAUUAAAUGAUUAUUUCUACACUGAUGCUCCUAUUGUAAAAUAUGGUGUAAUCAGACCCAUGGUCUUAAGAGACAGACAUUUUAAUGUGGUAUUAUUUUGUGACUCGUUUCAUCUGUCUGUCUAAAUUGUUUAAAAGAAGUUAGCAACAGAGCGCUAACUAUCAUAAUGUUACGUUGUUAACAUUAGUAAGAUGAAGAAAGUUGUUAAAUUUAAAUUAAUAUAUGACCGAGAUCGGUCCUUGUUCAUUUUAUGGAAUGCGCAGUCUAUUUUACAAUAGGGACUGAAGUUAUCUCCCCUUGUAGGCAUUUUUUGCAAAGAAUCUUUUAAUCUGCUGAAACUUCUGCUGGUUUAUUAUACUUGUAUAUAAUGUGAUUAGUAUUAUACUCUUUCUACUAAAUUUAUAUUUAUAUUUAUAUUCUUUAUUCACUGCAUGGUUUUAAAAAAAUAUAGUGCCAAUUACAUUUGCAUUUGAUUGUGUUUGCAAAGUCUUAAACUCAAUACUACUUAUCGUUUAUUCAGGAGGAGCCACAGUGACUAAGUAAGUAAGAUGCUGACUCGCUAGCCUGGAGGUCGCGGGUUCACUUCCGGUGUUGGCCGAGAAAGUUAAUUGGGAUUUCCGGCCUGGUUUCCCCUUGUCAGCGGUGCAAAAACCGAGGUCCUGUGUAAAGAUUGGCGUGCACGUAAAAGAUCCUGUAGCAGAUGGAAUUCGAUAUAAGAGUGCACCACUGUCCUGACAAAAUUUCCCAAAAUAGUACACUGCAUGGUGUAUGCGCAUCUUCAUUAGCAGAACAGUAGGACAUUAAACCCCAGUUUGGCAGACUCCACCAUUGCUCCAUUAUUACCCGAAAGUUAUUCUCAAUUUUAUAAAUAUUAAUUACAUGUUAUUAUAUACUUAUGUUGUAUAAUUUUCUUAAGCUUACAUUUAAUAAAUCAGUAUUCAUUUUGUUUAA